UUUUGUCGCCUUUCUCUACCAACUGGGAAUGCUAAAACUGGACUGAUGGACAUGUCAGAACUUUGCAUCUCGGACCCCCUCAGCUACCACAACCAGCUGCUGAAUAGGAUGUCUGCAGAAGAGCGGCAUCUCACAUCCAGCUGUGGCUCCUUUAUCAAGACAGAGCCUUCCAGCCCGUCCUCAGGCAUUGAUGCCAUCAGCCACCACAGUCCCAGCGGCUCUUCUGAUGCCAGUGGUGGCUAUGGCCUAGCCAUGGGUCAUCCCAAUGGCCUGGACUCACCCCCCAUGUUCAACGGCACGGGCCUGGGUGGCACCCCCUGCCGCAAGCGCUAUGAGGACUGUGCCAGCGCCAUCAUGGAAGACUCGCCCACCAAGUGCGAGUAUAUGCUAAAUGCCAUCCCCAAGAGGCUCUGCCUGGUGUGCGGGGACAUAGCUUCUGGGUACCACUAUGGGGUGGCUUCCUGUGAAGCCUGCAAAGCUUUCUUCAAGAGGACAAUUCAAGGGAACAUUGAAUACAGCUGCCCGGCCACAAAUGAAUGUGAAAUCACAAAACGGAGGCGUAAAUCCUGCCAGGCAUGUCGCUUUAUGAAAUGUCUCAAAGUGGGGAUGCUGAAGGAAGGGGUUCGCCUUGAUCGAGUUCGUGGAGGCCGCCAGAAAUACAAGCGAAGGCUGGACUCAGAAAGCAGCACUUACCUGAGCUUACAGAUUCCUCCUCCAGCCAAAAAGCCCUUGACAAAGAUAGUCUCCCAUCUCUUGGUGGCUGAGCCAGAGAAGAUCUAUGCCAUGCCUGACCCCACCAUGCCGGAGAGCGACAUCAAAGCCCUGACCACCCUCUGUGAUCUGGCAGACAGGGAGCUUGUGGUCAUCAUUGGCUGGGCCAAGCACAUUCCAGGGUUCUCAAACCUCUCCCUGGGAGACCAGAUGAGCCUGCUGCAGAGUGCCUGGAUGGAGAUCCUCAUCCUGGGCAUUGUGUACCGCUCCUUACCGUAUGAGGACAAAUUGGUGUACGCCGAGGACUACAUCAUGGAUGAGGAGCACUCCCGCCUCACGGGACUGCUAGAGCUCUACUUGGCUAUCCUGCAGUUGGUGCGCAGGUACAAGAAGCUCAAGGUAGAGAAAGAAGAGUUUGUGACCCUCAAGGCCCUCGCCCUCGCCAACUCAGAUUCCAUGCACAUAGAAGACAUGGAGGCGGUGCAGAAGCUCCAAGACCUGCUCCAUGAGGCCCUUCAGGACUACGAGCUGAGCCAGCGCCACGAGGAGCCUCGGAGGGCGGGCAAGCUGCUGCUGACCUUGCCCCUGCUGCGGCAGACGGCAGCCAAGGCCGUCCAACACUUCUACAGCAUCAAACUGCAGGGCAAAGUGCCCAUGCACAAACUCUUCCUAGAAAUGCUGGAGGCAAAGGUCUGACGGCCCUGGCGUCCACUCCUAGCAAACACACAGACUCCAGCCCACAGACAGACGUGGGGAGGGAGGGAAAAAUCAAUCCCGCGGCCACUGGCUUUUACCUUCCAAUCAUUCA
Dromiciops gliroides (monito del monte) is the source of this 1519-nucleotide messenger RNA. RefSeq names its product estrogen related receptor beta (gene ESRRB). Gene Ontology annotation, molecular function: steroid binding; sequence-specific DNA binding; DNA-binding transcription factor activity. Gene Ontology annotation, biological process: regulation of DNA-templated transcription. Gene Ontology annotation, cellular component: nucleus. Bases 46 to 1407 code for a protein of 453 amino acids. NCBI's taxonomy places the organism in Eukaryota, Metazoa, Chordata, Mammalia, Microbiotheria, Microbiotheriidae. The record is from RefSeq and is a predicted model, not a curated record. The transcript has 7 exons.